Messenger RNA from Mercenaria mercenaria, 2826 nucleotides. RefSeq names its product zinc finger protein 665-like. Lineage: Eukaryota; Metazoa; Mollusca; Bivalvia; Venerida; Veneridae. Bases 786 to 2189 code for a protein of 467 amino acids. The transcript is spliced from 2 exons. The record is from RefSeq and is a predicted model, not a curated record.
UUUAUGUAACACAUCGUGAAGUAGUGUUUAGAUAAAACAACAAAUUGUUAUUUUGACAAGAUUGGAUUACGUUUAUUCGAUUCAAUUUGUUUAACAUUUGCCAUAAGGGAACCGGCGGAUACAAAACAGAACAGAACAGAUCUAUGCAGACGUUUUUUGGAUGCAAGAUUUCGUAUUCACCAGCAUAAUGAUAAUGUAGGGAAGAGCGAAGUAUCACGUGCUGGUAUGCAGAACAAGUAGAGUGAAGUAUCACGUGCUGGUAUGCAGAACAAGUAGAGUGAAGUAUCACGUGCUGGUAUUCAGAACAAGUAGAGUGAAGUAUCACGUGCUGGUAUUCAGAACAAGUAGAGCGAAGUAUCACGUGCUGGUAUGCAGAACAAGUAGAGCGAAGUAUCACGUGCUGGUAUUCAGAACAAGUAGAGUGAAGUGCUGGUAUUCAGAACAAGUAGAGUGAAGUAUCACGUGCUGGUAUUCAGAACAAGUAGAGUGAAGUAUCACGUACUGGUAUUCAGAACAAGUAGAGUGAAAUAUCACGUGCAGGUAUUCCGAACAAGUAAAGUGAAAUAUGACGUGCUGGUAUUAAUGUUCAGAGCAAUACUGUACUAAAGAAAUUUGUUUUUACAGGAGUGAAAUAUCUCAAAAAAGAUAUUGAUAUUACUUACAGUUAUUUCAUUGAACACAUAACAAAGGGGGUGAACUACUCUAAAACAUGAGUAAUAUGCGCCUUAAUCUAAAGAGAAACCUGUCAAUACAUACAGGAAAGAAGUGUAUCAAAAGUGUUGUAGAUGAUUAUACAUAGUAUUCCAGCAGAAACCAAUGACAAUAUGACAACACAUAACGUGGAGCAAAACUUUAAAUGUCCUGCUUGUGAUUUUGCUUCUUAUACAAGCAGUAGUCUGAGGAGUCAUAUGAAAAAACAUAAUGGAGAAAACUAUUUAAAAUGUAAUGUUUGUGAUUAUGCUAGCCACUAUAGCAGUAAUCUGAAGAGGCAUAUGGCAAAACAUUCUGGAGAGAAAUGCUUUAAGUGCAAUUUUUGUGAUUAUGCGUGUCACCAGAAUGAUAAUCUGAAAAAGCACAUGGUAACUCAUACUGGAGAGAAACGCUUCAAAUGCGAUGUUUGUGAUUAUGUAAGUUAUACUAAAUAUAGACUAAACAGACACUCGAGAAUACAUAAAAGAGAAAAUCGCUUUAAGUGCAAUAUUUGUGAUUAUGCGUGUCACCUGAACAGCAAUCUGAAGAUACACAAUGCAAUUCAUACAGGAGAGAAACGCUUCAAAUGCGAUGUUUGUGAUUAUGCAAGUUCUACUAAACAUAGACUAAACACACACUCGAGAAUACAUACAAGAGAUAAAAUCUUUAAGUGCAAUAUUUGCGUUUAUGCGUGUAACCAUAACGGCAAUCUAAAGAAGCAUAUGGCAAUUCAUACUGGAGAGAAACGCUUUAAAUGUAGUGUUUGUGAUUAUGCAUGUCAUAAUAACAGUAUACUGAAGAGGCACAUGGCAAUACAUACUGGAGAGAAACGCUUUAAAUGUAGUGUUUGUGAUUAUGCAUGUUAUAAUAACAGUAUACUGAAGAGGCACAUGGCAAUACAUACUGGAGAGAAACGCUUCAAAUGCGAUGUUUGUGAUUAUGCAAGUUAUAUUAAACAUAGCCUAAACAGACACUCGAGAAUACAUACAAGAGAAAAAUGCUUUAAGUGCAAUAUUUGCGUUUAUGCGUGUAACCAUAACGACAAUCUGAAGAAGCAUAUAGCAAUUCAUACUGGAGAGAAACGCUUUAAAUGUAGUGUUUGUGAUUAUGCAUGUCAUAAUAACAGUAUACUGAAGAAGCACAUGGCAAUACAUACUGGAGAGAAACGCUUCAAAUGCGAUGUUUGUGAUUAUGCAAGUAUUCAUAAAAAUAAUAUGAAGAUACAUAUGAGAAAACAUACAGGAGAGAAAUGCUUUAAAUGUGGGAUGUGUAAUUAUGCAUGUAACCAAAGGGCUAAUUUGCAAAUACAUAUACUGAAACACACUGGAAAUAGAAAUUUCAGAUGUGAUUUUUGUGAUAAUGCAUUUUAUACAAUGAAUAUGCUCAAAGUGCAUAUAAGAACACAUACAGAAGACAAAUUGUAUAACUGUGAUAUUUGCGGUUCUGCCUUUAAAUCGAAAGGUAGUCUGAAGACACACAUUGGAAAGCAUGUAGGAUGAAAACACUUCAGGUACGAUUUCCACACCGUUCAUCAGAAAUCACUAGUGGCAACACAAACUGAAAAUAAAUAUUAUGAAUGUAUUAUUUGUAAUUGUUCGUGUAAUGCAAGAAGCUAUCUGUAGAAAUAUGUAGUAAUACAUACAGGAGAGAAACGCUUUAAAUGUAACUAUUGUGAUUAUGCAUGUAACGGUGACAGUUAUCUGAAGAGACAUAUGAAAAUACAUACAGGAGAGAAACACUUUAACGAAUUUCUAAACGUGACGACUUACAUGCAUCUGACGUGACAAAUGACGUCACACACCCGAUAUGAAUUUUGAACGUCGUCAGUAUGAAAAAGUUCUGCCGUUUCAGAUUCCAAUGAAACUUAACAGAGUUUAUAAUAAGUAUGUCAUAAUUUUGAUUAUGCAUGUACUAAUCAAAAGUUUGCUCUGAAAAAAAAAAAUGAAACCACCUACAUGGGAAGAACGCAAAUGUUUACAAGUGAUUUUGCAUGUAAUAUAUGCAUUUAGGCCUACCUAAAAAAGCAUUAUGAGGAAACAUCAAUGGUAGAAAAUUUAUAAGUAUGAUUGGUGUGAGUAUGCAUGCAUACAAGAGGAUAUCUAAAAACAUGUGAGAAUAAAUACAGAAUAGAAAUGC